AUGAAAGCAAACAAGGAACCCACGCGACCGAUUCGGCCCAAUCGGGCGCCUAACGCAGAAGGGUCGCUUGACAAUACGCAAAACGUCACAAACAUCUUCCUGGUGAACCUGUCUGUAGCGGAUCUACUGGUGACGCUGUUUUGCAUGCCGGUCCAGAUCUCCAAGGCCGUCACGCUGCUCUGGCACUUCGGAGAGGUCAUGUGCAAGACUGUCAACUUUCUGCAAGGAGUAGCGGUGUCGUCCAGUGUGUUCACGAUUACAGCGAUGUCCGUGGACCGCUACUUAGCGAUCACGCAGUCGCUGAGGGCUCCGUGGCUACCUUCGAGGCGCGGCGCGUGCGCGCUGCUCGUCGCGAUGUGGCUCGUUUCGUUCGCGAUUUUUGCGCCUCUUCUGGCCGUGGCUGUGGUGGAAAAGGAGGACGUUCCUGUGCUCGUUUCUGCUGAGAACUCUUCGAUGUUGGUAGAGAAAAGUGUACAGUUCUGUACAGAAAAAUGGCCCGACUCUAUCCGGAAAGAUGUGUACGGAGUCUUCAGUUUCAUUCUGGUGUACGCUGUGCCGGGUUGCAUUGUAGUGAUAUCAUACUCGCUGAUGGGUCGGCGACUCUGUUCAGUGUUGCCACCUUUUGAUCAGGCAGAGGGCAGUGCGAAUAGCCAGCAGCGGCUCCGGUUGGUUCGUGAGAGGAAGCGAGUUGCGUGGAUCUUAUUGUUGCUGGCCGUGCUGUUCGCGCUUUGUUGGCUACCAUACAACAUCCUGCAAUUGCUGCUCGACAUCAAUGCCGUAGAGGUGGAAACGGUGGCUACCGUUAUGCCUUAUACGCUGCUAGCAGGUCACGCGAAUUCUGCGAUCAACCCCAUCGUCUACUGCCUGAUGACCCGCAACUUCCGCCGAUCUCUGCGGAAGCUGCUCUGCCACGAUCCUGGUAACAUACACUCUAGUACUCAUUUCCAUAUGCAAGGAAUGCGUCAAAAGUCGAACUCGUCUAGUGUGCGAACGUACACCACCCUGACGCUGAGAAGUAGCAAUAACCAGGCUAGACCUUCCAACGUCCAGAGCGCACCUGGCUGCAGACACACCGGCGCAUCCAGGGAAACCUGGAAGGAGAGACAGGCACCACAGUUCUUGUAA
This is a messenger RNA of Leptosia nina, 1125 nucleotides long. NCBI's taxonomy places the organism in Eukaryota, Metazoa, Arthropoda, Insecta, Lepidoptera, Pieridae. The record is from the annotation of a GenBank genome assembly.